AUGGACACCUUUAACACUAUCCUCAUUACAUCCUCUUCUAUGGAGCGAAAUGCUCGCGUCGGCUCUCAACUUCUACGAACGCAGUCGAGUGAUCGCUCGUCGAGUGUCUGCAAUACUUCGCGGUCUGCCCACGAAAUUCCUGCCGAGCCGUCCGCUACCGAUAUUCCUGUCAAUAAUGAGACUGGUGGAAGCGGCUCCACGUAUUGCGUUAUUGCUUGA
This is a messenger RNA of Fomitiporia mediterranea MF3/22, 219 nucleotides long. Its product is annotated as pheromone-like peptide. Gene Ontology annotation, cellular component: membrane. Gene Ontology annotation, molecular function: mating pheromone activity. Bases 1 to 219 code for a protein of 72 amino acids. NCBI's taxonomy places the organism in Eukaryota, Fungi, Basidiomycota, Agaricomycetes, Hymenochaetales, Hymenochaetaceae. The transcript has a single exon. The record is from RefSeq and is a predicted model, not a curated record.